Molecule: messenger RNA, 1209 nt
Organism: Ipomoea nil (Japanese morning glory)
Lineage: Eukaryota; Viridiplantae; Streptophyta; Magnoliopsida; Solanales; Convolvulaceae
Exons: 1
Coding region: 1-1209 (402 amino acids)
Molecular function (GO): zinc ion binding
Source: RefSeq, a predicted model, not a curated record
AUGGUCAAUUCCUCUAUUGUUGCUAAGAGAUGGAAACAGCAAAUUAGAGGAAAUAUGGAAUGGAAAACUAAUUCAUUUUUAGAAAAAGUCCUAACUGAUGACCAUUACAUUCUGAGUAAGAAGCAAGCAUGGAGGGCUUUAGUGAAAGCAAAAGGUGAAAUUAAACAUGAAGCAGAAGAUUACUUCAAUAAGAUUUGGAGCUAUGCCUUGGAAAUAAAAAAAACAAAUCCAAACUAUACUUGUGAAGUGAAGUUGAGUGACCUUAAAGAAAAAGGAAAAGAGAGAUUUUUAAGGAUGUAUAUCUGUUGGGAAGUUACAAGGGAAGGAUUUAAGCACUGCAGGAAAAUCAUUGGCCUAGAUGGGUGUCACUUGAAGUGUAAAACUGGAGGAGUAUUGUUGACAGCAGUUGGAAUAGAUGCAAAUGAAAGUUUAUUCCCAAUUGCCUAUGCAGUUGUAGAAGGUGAGAACAAAGACUUUUGGACUUGGUUUCUACAGUUUCUAAAGAAAGACUUGAAGCUUGGUCCCUUAGUACAAAGUCAGUACACACUAAUGUUAGACAAGCAAAAGGGUCUCAUACAAGCUUGUGAAAGUACCUUACAAGGAGUUAGGCAUAGAUUUUGUGUCAGGCACUUGCACAAUAACAUGAGGGUGGCUGGUUUCACUGCCAAUGCUAUAAAGGAUGCCUUGUGGAAAGCAGCAAGAGCCACUACUGUGAAUAACUUUUCAACAGCACUACUUGAGUUAAGAAAAUUGGAUGAAAAUGCUUAUGUUUGGCUUGGUGAUAAGCACCCAUCUGAGUGGUCAAGAUCCCACUUCAAUACAGCUGCCAAUUGUGACAUCCUAGUGAAUAACAUCUCAGAAUCAUUCAAUGCAAUGAUCUUGACAGCAAGGGAAAGUCCUGUUAUUAAUUGCUUGGAGAUAAUUAGGAAAAAGAUCAUGCUAAGGCUAUUUGAGUCAAGGACUAAAGUUGAUGAAUGGACUGGAGUACUCUGUCCAAGUAUUGUGAAAAAAAUUGAUGACAUUGAGAUAGCUGCAGGUGGAAUGAUUUGCUAUCAGUGUGCUCCCAUGUUGUUUGAGAUAAUUGGGACACAUUCUGGGCAGUAUACUGUUGAUCUAGGUAGAAGAUCUUGUUCCUGUAGGAGAUGGGACCUAACUGGAAUCCCUUGCCCCCAUGCUGUGUGUGCAAUAUGGAAGAAAAAUGGGAAAUGA